AUGGAUCCUAAGAUCGCCAAGAAAACCCAAGACACCUUGGGAAAGAUUAUUAAAAAGCCACCGCUUACGGAUAAAUUGUUGGGCAAGCCGCCGUUUCGGUUUCUUCACGAUAUCAUGACUUCUGUAAUUAAAACCACAGGGUUUAUGCAAGGCUUGUUUACAGAGACAGAGAUGAACUCAGAAAAUGUAAAGGAUAAGGACGCAAAGAUUGCAUUUCUUCAGAAAGCUAUUGAUAUGGUCUCUGCUGUUAUCGGCAAAGAUCUGAGUGUGCGGCCGGCAAAAAUUGUCGCAGGCCACGAACCAGAGAAAACCAACGAAUUUUUACAAGCUUUAACUGAUGCCAUUAAUAAAAAUGUUGAUAAUGAUGAAUAUGUGAAAAGAGUAUUAAAGGGAGGAAAAGCAGGUGGGUCAUCUAAAGAUGAAAGAAAGGAGGAUAAAAAAGACAAAGCAAGAAGUGAGGAUAAGAAGAAAGGACAAGAUUUAGAGGAGAAAGGAGGGCGAGAGAAAGAGAGUAAAAAAUCAGAACCUAGCGGAGACUCAGGAGAUCAGGAAGCGGAGCGUAAACGUGACCGGGAUCGAGACAAAGAUCGGCACAGGGAUAAAAAACCAGACAGAGAACGAGAAAAAGAUCGUCACGGAGAACGGAGGUCUGACAGGGAUGGAGAGAAAGACAGAGAAAAGCAUAGAGAACGUGAAAGGGAAUCUAAAACAAGGGACAAGUCUAGAGAAGGCAGGGAGGAAAGAAACAGGAAGAAGGAUAAGGAAAGAUCUAAGAAGAGAGAUCAAAGUCGGGACAAAGAGAACGAGUCUCCAGGCAGAGACAAGGCUCAAGCAGAGACAGAAGAAAGACAGGAACCUUCCACAAGAUUACAAAGACCCGCCUCAGCCAAGGGCUCUCGUCGCAGAAGAGAAGAUGAAGAGGUCCCUCGACCGAGAGAGCCCAUGCUUGGGGAAGGAGAUCUGCCUCCACAAGUUGUUGCUGCACGCCAGUUGGGCAGACCCUCAAGUGCUAGGCCAGCCCCGCCUCGACCGAAGCAAGAAACUCUAGAAUCGGAGCCAGCCAUGAGGCUUGGCUCAGGUCAACCAGCUGUUGUGAUAGCUGAUAAUGAUGAUGAUGAUGAUGACGACAACUUCCUGGUGCAAGAAACAGCGCCCCCUCCACCUGAUCCAGAUCUUUCACAGCUCAAACCACUGGAUGAUUCAGAUACCACACAUGGUGCUCUUGUUCAGAAGAUGUUGGAGUCAAAGAAGGAAGUCGAGAAAGGAACUAAGAAGACAGAAAUUGAAAGACCUCUAGUUUCUGAUGCUCAGCGCAGAAAACAGCGCGAGAUUGUGCAAAAGGAAGUUGAUAAACUUCGUCUGAGCAUACAAAAUCUCACAAGAAGUGCUAACCCUCUUGGGAAGGUGAUGGACUAUGUGCAAGAAGACAUGGACUCCAUGCAGCAAGAGCUGGACAAGUGGAGGGCAGAGAAUGCCCAACAUGCCCUGGAGUUGAAGAGGGAAAUGAAUGUCACAGAUCGGGCCAUUGAUCCUUUGAGGCAACAGUUGGCCGAACUUGACCAGGCUAUCAGUGACCAGCUCGACCGAAUAGCGGCUGUGAAGUCCAACAUAAUCAAGAAUGACCAGAAGAUACAGAAGAUGCUGCAAGGAAUCUCCAGCUCAUGA
This is a messenger RNA of Candidula unifasciata, 1665 nucleotides long. The record is from the annotation of a GenBank genome assembly. NCBI's taxonomy places the organism in Eukaryota, Metazoa, Mollusca, Gastropoda, Stylommatophora, Geomitridae.